AUGGAAUACAAACCCAUCCCUCCCUCCCCAGCCCGCUUCAAGCCCCAAAUUAUCAUCCACGGCGGAGCCGGCAACAUCACCCCCGAAACACUCCCACCAGACCGCUACAGUCAAUAUCGUGAAUCACUCCUCACCAUCAUCGGCAAGACCCAUCACUACAUGUUCACUCCUGAACCCUCCACCAACACCCUCCCCUCCUCCCUCUCCACAGCAACCUAUGCCGUCGCCCUUCUAGAAGACAACCCCCUCUUCAACGCCGGCCACGGCGCCGUCUUUACCCGCGACGGCUACAACGAGCUCGAAGCCUCCAUAAUGGUCUCGCACCCAGGUUCCUACCCCAAACGCGGCGUAGGCGUCACCGGCCUCCGCCACAUACGCAAUCCCAUCCUCCUAGCAAAAGCAAUCCUCCAACACGGAGAAGAUGACCUCCUCGGCCGCCAUUCCCAAUCACCCUCCGCAAACAUGCUCGAUGUCCCCAACGCCCAAGGCCACACCCUCAUCCACGGCCCAGCAGCAGAGCAACUAGCAAAGCAAUACAACCUCGCCAUUGUUCCCCAAUCCUACUUCUACACCCAAACCCGCUGGGACGAGCACACCCGCGCCCUGGAACGCGAAAGACAAAACCCUGGAAAGAGCCUCGCCACCUACAGCAAAGAAGAAUAUCUCCCCCAAGGCACCGUCGGCGCCGUGACCCUAGACGAGCAAGGCAUCCUCACCGUCGCAACCAGCACAGGCGGCCUAACCAACAAGUUGACCGGUCGAAUAGGCGAUACCCCCUCCGUCGGGGCCGGAUUCUGGGCAGAAGAAUGGGCUGAAGAAGGGGACCCUUCUGGUCACGCAGAGUUAAGAUGUCGGCCCGGUCCAGUGGUGGUGAUAUCUGAUGCACUGAAAGGUCUCAUGGCGGAUUGCCUGCCUAGCCCGUUCAGCUACAAUCCUGCGUUCAAGACCCCAAAGGUGGUGACUACGCGGGCGAUGGCGGUUUCGGGGACCGGGAACGGGGAUUCGUUUCUUCGCACUGCUGCUGCGAGGACCGUGGGGGCGAUGGCUCGCUUCGGGGGUGUCUCGUCAAAGGAGGCGGUCUCGAAAGUGGCAGGACCAGGGGGAGAGCUGGAAAAGAGUGCAGGGGAUCGGUGGGGUUCGACGGGUGAGGGCGCAGGGGGCAUCAUUGGUAUCGAGAUCGCGGAGGCUCGAGACGACAACGGGAUGUUGCUCGAUGCUCGCUGUGGCGUCCUUCAGGACUUUAACUGCGGUGGCAUGUUUCGAGCAUGGGUUGAUAGGCGCAGCCACGCGCAUUUCCGAGUGUGGCAGCCAGACGGAUCGACGCCGGCUGGCUAUGAGUCCGAGGAUGUUUCCGGGAUGGAUCUAAGGAGAGCCAGCAAGAGGAGCGAACCUAUAGCAUUUUAG
This is a messenger RNA of Podospora bellae-mahoneyi, 1404 nucleotides long. RefSeq lists its product as uncharacterized. The transcript has a single exon. The coding region runs from base 1 to 1404 and encodes 467 amino acids. Gene Ontology annotation, cellular component: cytoplasm. NCBI's taxonomy places the organism in Eukaryota, Fungi, Ascomycota, Sordariomycetes, Sordariales, Podosporaceae. Gene Ontology annotation, molecular function: beta-aspartyl-peptidase activity; asparaginase activity. The record is from RefSeq and is a predicted model, not a curated record.